AUGGAUACCUCCUCGGUGCCUCUGCUCAACUAUGGCUUGCAGUACCAGUGGUGCUCCGACUCCGACCUCUCCAGCAUCUCCUCUUCUGAAACCCUGUCCCCUGUCAACUCUAUGGACUCCAGCCUGUCUCCUUCCCACCAGCAGCCUCCGCAGUCCACCCCUAAGAUGACCAAAAGUGGAUAUUCUCAGAGCCUCGGAUCCUCGCCCUGCUCCAUGUCUGGACGUGGCCGGAAGUCGGGUCGAGCCACACGGAUCCGCAGCAAGCAGAGAGAGAGCGCCAGCGAGAAGGAGAAGCUGAGGAUGAGGGAUCUGACCAAGGCCAUUCAUCACCUCAGGUCCUACCUCCCGCCCUCGGUGGCCCCUGAAGGACAGAGUCUGACAAAGAUCGAGACCCUCCGCCUCACCAUCCGGUACAUCUCCUACCUGUCGGGCCAGCUGGGCCUCAGCGAGGAGGUGCUGUUCGAGCGUAGGGAACAGGGAGACCCCUCGCCCAGCGACUCCCCCUCACCUGACAUCCUCAACUUCUUCCAGCACAGCUCCAUGGGAGGUCAGGAGGCCCAGCUCCAGAACCUGAACCAGAGCUUGUACCCAGCACAGUAUCACAGCCAGAACGCUGUGGUGCACUCUGGGAGCUGUAGUUUUGGAGUGGAUCAGUACAAUAAGCAGUACAAUGAAGCUCCUCGGGGAGAUAUCAGCAUGGAUACCAUCCUCCACCAGUCUCCUCCAAUAACUCAGUCCUGUCAGGUAUGUAAACAUUUACACAUUAUCUUUCAUGAAAACCUCCAUCGAAAAAAAUCACACAGUUCCCAGAGCAGUGAGCGUGCUCCUGUCCAAACAGGACGAGGUGUAAACUCCUCACACCUCCCAGCUGCCCAGGCACACUUCUCCAGCCUGACCUCGCAGGGAAUCAGAUACCAGAGCAGAAAGAGCCGGAUUAAACCUGAUGAAUUAUGA
Molecule: messenger RNA, 954 nt
Organism: Pleuronectes platessa (European plaice)
Lineage: Eukaryota; Metazoa; Chordata; Actinopteri; Pleuronectiformes; Pleuronectidae
Exons: 2
Coding region: 1-954 (317 amino acids)
Biological process (GO): heart morphogenesis; mesoderm formation; regulation of transcription by RNA polymerase II
Cellular component (GO): nucleus
Molecular function (GO): RNA polymerase II cis-regulatory region sequence-specific DNA binding; DNA-binding transcription factor activity, RNA polymerase II-specific; protein dimerization activity
Source: RefSeq, a predicted model, not a curated record